Molecule: messenger RNA, 477 nt
Organism: Microthlaspi erraticum
Lineage: Eukaryota; Viridiplantae; Streptophyta; Magnoliopsida; Brassicales; Brassicaceae
Source: the annotation of a GenBank genome assembly
AUGGAGUUAGCUUCCUUCCUUGGUAGAGCUCUGUUCGUUUCCGUCUUUCUUCUCUCCGCAUGGCAAGAGUUCAGUGACUUUGGCGAUGAUGGAGGUCGAUCAGCUAAAUCUUUGAAACCAAAAUUCAAUGCCUUUGUAAACCAUGUGGCAACUCACACUGGCCAGCAAUUGCCACCAGUCGAUAUGAAGAUUCUUGUUGCUGCUGCUAUAGCCUUGAAAGGUGUAGGUGGACUAUUGUUCGUCUUGGGCAGCUCCUUGGGAGCUUAUCUCUUGCUUCUGCAUCAAGCCGUUGCCACUCCGAUUCUGUAUGAUUUCUACAACUAUGAUGUUGACAAAAAGGAAUUCAGCCUACUCUUUUCAAAGUUUACUCAGAGCUUGGCACUCCUUGGGGCACUGCUCUUCUUCAUUGGAAUGAAGAACUCGAGGAGACACAGUAGGCAACUCCGGAAGAAGGCUCCAAAAGCUAAAGCAAACUGA